AUGCAGAUCUUCGUCAAGACCCUCACCGGCAAGACGAUCACGCUCGAGGUCGAGUCGUCGGACACGAUCGACAACGUCAAGGCUAAGAUCCAGGACAAGGAGGGCAUCCCGCCCGACCAGCAGCGCCUGAUCUUUGCCGGCAAGCAGCUCGAGGACGGCCGCACCCUGUCGGACUACAACAUCCAGAAGGAGUCGACCCUCCACCUCGUCCUGCGCCUCCGUGGCGGCAUGCAGAUCUUUGUCAAGACCCUCACCGGCAAGACGAUCACGCUCGAGGUCGAGUCGUCGGACACGAUCGACAACGUCAAGGCUAAGAUCCAGGACAAGGAGGGCAUCCCGCCCGACCAGCAGCGCCUCAUCUUUGCCGGCAAGCAGCUCGAGGACGGCCGCACCCUGUCGGACUACAACAUCCAGAAGGAGUCGACCCUCCACCUCGUCCUGCGCCUCCGUGGCGGCAUGCAGUAG
This is a messenger RNA of Rhodotorula graminis WP1, 465 nucleotides long. RefSeq lists its product as uncharacterized. Gene Ontology annotation, molecular function: protein tag activity; ubiquitin protein ligase binding. The record is from RefSeq and is a predicted model, not a curated record. Bases 1 to 465 code for a protein of 154 amino acids. Gene Ontology annotation, biological process: modification-dependent protein catabolic process; protein ubiquitination. The transcript is spliced from 4 exons. NCBI's taxonomy places the organism in Eukaryota, Fungi, Basidiomycota, Microbotryomycetes, Sporidiobolales, Sporidiobolaceae. Gene Ontology annotation, cellular component: cytoplasm; nucleus.